Molecule: messenger RNA, 2040 nt
Organism: Auanema sp. JU1783
Lineage: Eukaryota; Metazoa; Nematoda; Chromadorea; Rhabditida; Rhabditidae
Source: the annotation of a GenBank genome assembly
AUGAGGAUAUUCUUGACAUUAUUUCUCAUAAAAACGGUUUUAUACUUCGCUGACGCUCAGAAUUGCGAUAGAGAUAUUCUUGAAGAUGUUUGCCCACAGCGGGAAGGCUUCGAUGAAGAUUGCGAACGGCAUUGCCAAGCCAAAUACCCAUUGAGAAUCGCUAGUGGUUGUCAUUUAAGGAAUUCAGGAACACUACUUUCACUUUUCGGUAUUCGGAGUUAUCAGUGUAAAUGUCAAUUACCGAUGCACUUCUGUGUGUCUACACAAGGCCUGAACCCUUUCCGUCAAUCAUUCUCGUUGGCAGCCAUAUCUACACAUUCCAGACUAGUGAAGAUACCGAACGAACAAAUUGUUUGCGAACAGAGACGAACGAAACUCUCUUGUGACAAUAACUUUGGCGUAGGACAAUGCGAUUGGAUUAGAUCAACAGGUGCCGAUUGGUUCGAAGCAACUGAAAAUGGGUUGGCCAUCCCCAUGAUGCCGCAUGAAAAGCCUACUGCUAACUAUUUGGUAGCAGUUGGUAGACAAGGUGUUCCAACGAUUCAUCUCUCAACAUGCGAUGGGCUCUGUUCCCAGGGCAGUGUAAAUGUAACUCUCCGCAUGUGGAAAUCACCUUGGAUUCAAGCUCACUUGUGCUUCAAAGAGCGCGAGAACCUCUUCUGUGCCCCAAUGCAAGCUGCUAACGGGCAAUGGACGAACGAAACCAUUCCAAGAACAGACAACUUUCAAGUUUAUUUCAAAUUCACAAAUGUUACCGAAGCGGAUGCUGUAAUGUUGGACGAUGUCAAGAUAGAUUUCGUGCAUUGUGCAAACGCAGAACCCGUUACUGUGACUACACCGUUACCUCAGCGCAUCAAUCGCUUAGUAACCCCAACGUUGAUUAGUCAUGAGCAUCGAAGAAUCUCUGGAGUUUCUUCACGAUCAUCACUUGACGGGAAUGGAAUUGCACGUGUUCUAUCCUCGCGUACCCAUGAGACGACACACCCUGUAGAAACUGUACCAGUGAGAAAUGGUGAACAAUCAAGUGAUACAUUAGACACUUUGAAAAAACGUCUUUGUCUCCAAGGAGAAUGCACGACUAUAACUCAUCAAGCCUCUCAUAUUGUGCAACCUACUCAAGAUCGUACUUGCGUUGGACGCGUUGGAUUCAUGAAAUGCCAAGAGAAGUGUCGCGAGCAGUCGGGUUUGAGUUCUAAUUCCCGCUGUAUAAGGCAAAAAGAAUAUCCAUUCAUUAAACGAUGCAUUUGUCAAGUACGGAGAUCUCCAGCACGCAAUGAAAUUAAUGUCAUUACGCCAAAGAAAGAGGAACGAUACACAAAUAAUAAUAAUAUCCAAGAUGACGUAUCAAGUGUUGAUGAGGAAUAUCCAACACUCCGUCCAAUUAAGCUAACUCCCUCUCCGAAAUUCGUUAAUGAGGCUUCUACGCUCGCUCCCAAAAGAAGAAAUCGAAUUUUCCAUGGAGAAAACGAGCAGAAAGCAUCAGAAAACUUCAUUAAUGUGGUUUGUGGUCUGGACGGGGAUAAUACAGAUUGCGACAAAUCCUGUAAAGAGAAAGAUCCACAGAGUUCUGGAUCCUGCUCACUGGCUCGAGGUUUUCCUGAUUGCAUUUGUUCAACAUGCUUCAGCUCGUUAUGCAACUUUGAGAAAGACAACGGUUGCGAGUGGACAGAUUUACGUCUGAUUAGCACACAAUUCAAUAACGUUAGUAUAGCAGCUAAGAAAGACCAAGCCAAUCGCUAUGGGCUUACAAGAUUGCCACCUUUAUCCUAUUCAGGACUCAUACGACGAGGUCAAAUUGAAGGCCCUAUUCAUCUCUCUGUGGAUGUGUACCCUUCACACGAGAUUGAUGUACGGAUAUGCGUCGAUUCUUUCAACAAAUGUCAAUCACAAACUGUUGGGCCAGCGGCGUGGAACAGAAUCUCCGCUAAAAUAAAAGUGGCCAGAACGGAAAAGAUUUUCCUCCUCUUCCACAACAAGUUGAAUGAUGUAGCAAAAACGAUUGCAUUAGACAAUAUAUCCCUUCAAAAUGGUAAAUGCUGA